GACUACAGGAAGCAAACAGAGCAACAAGAGAGCAGGCAACAACAUCCAGAGCAACUGCGAUGGCUAACGACGUAAGCUCUGCUGCGUCAUCCUCUGCGUCCUCGUCAGGGACUAAUGGGAGCCAGUUGGGAAUGCCAACGAGUUCCACAAGUUCCUCGGGCACUUCCGGUUCCACAGGUUCUAGACAGUCUUCUAGUCAAAUGGCGGGCGCGCAGUUCAGCCCGUUGACCCCAAGUGAGAGGGAGCUCAGAGAGAUCCAGCAGGUCGAGAUGCUUCGCCGUAAGUUAGAGCAGGACCUGAAAGAUGCUACCGAUAGAGAAAAUGCGAUGAAAACUAGAGUAGCCAGGCUUGAAACUUUAGAGGCUGACAAGGCUGAAUUAGAGGGCUUGGAUGAGUCAGCCUUGACUGACCCACUGAAAGUAUUGAAGAAGAAUAUGCUGUCACUACAUGCACAUGUGGACAACAAGUUAGACUUCAUGCAGAGCACUCUAGGCCAGAUCCUGGAUGCUUUGACAAGGCCAGGAUUCCGACCACCAGCACAAUCGCCGUUGCCGUUAUCAGCGAUGUCAGGCCCCUUUCCGGUUCAAGCUGGCACACCGCCAAGUGGCACAUCUGCAGCAGCAACACAGACUGUUGCAUCUUCUUCUUCGGGUUCAGCGUGCUGGCUCAAGUUGAGACCGAUUGAGUACAUGAGUAAGAAGAUGCCAUUGAAGAAGUUGGCUAAGUCCACCUACGAAAGGGAACUCUAUGCUCUUUACAAGGCACUUGUCCAUUGGAGACACUUCCUAUUAGGAAGGUUCUUCUACUUGAGGACUGAUCAUCAGACCCUCAAAUGGAUCAAGACUCAACCGGCUCUUUCUGAUGCACUCAAGCGAUGGAUUGAGGUCAUAGAUCAAUAUGACUUCAAGCUUGAGUACCUGAAGGGAGAGUACAACAAGGUUGCAGAUGCGCUAUCACGAAGAAAAGACUACCUAGGUGCGCUAGUUUCUGACUUUGGCGUAUCUAACGAAGUAACUCAAUCAUUGGUGGGAGCCUAUCAGGAAGACCCUGUCACGAUGGACAUCAUGCGCAAACUUCAGGCGAAAGACAAGGCCACAAAAAGUGAGUUUGUGAUGGUGGACGGGUUAAUCUAUCUUGAGAAGGCGGGAAUAAAAAGGUUGGUAGUUCCAUCUAGUGAGAGUUUGCGUAGUUUGUUCUUAGGWGAAUGUCAUGAYRCAACUGGACACUUUGGCUACAAAAAGACGAGUGYUAACCUAGUACARCGAUUUUGGUGGCCUGGUAUGCUUGAUGACGCAAAGAAGUACGUAGAGACUUGUCAGGUCUGUCAGCGGGACAAGCCGCGCACUCAAGCACCGCUUGGGUUGCUGAAGCCUUUACCAAUCCCCGCUGGUCCAGGACUGAGUGUAUCCAUGGAUUUCAUGGACACCUUAGCGACCAGCAAGAGCAGCAAGAGGUACAUAUUCGUCAUCAUAGACCGAUUCUCCAAAUACGCUAGACUAGUGGUCAUGCCAGAGACAGYCAGGACUGACUAYGUCAUCAAGYUGUUCAAGGACAACWGGGUGAGGGACUUUGGUUUACCAAAGACUAUCAUYAGUGACARAGAUGUCCGUUUCACYAGURAGCUGUGGAARAAGACUGCRGAACARAUGGGCAGUCAACUUCAAAUGACUUCAGGAAACCAUCCUGAAGCCAACGGACAGGCCGAGCAAAUGAACAGAGUUGUGCAGCACUUGCUGAGGCACUACAUCAAGCCCAACCAGGAUGACUGGGAUGAGCAAUUGCCUCUCAUCGCCAGCCUGUACAACAAUGUUGUACACAACAACACCGGCGUGAGUCCUACUCAGCUACACUUGGGAUGGAAGCCUAGAUCAGCACUAGACUUCCUCCUGCCUGAAAACCGAACCGCCGCAACUCCAGGCACACUCGAGUACGGUGUGCAGUAUGAGAAGUUGCUGCAGAAUGCUAUCAAACACAUGAAGAAAGCUCAGCAAGCAAUGAUUGCUUCUGAGAAUCAACAUCGUCGAUAGUCCACAUUUCAGGUAGGGGAACGUGUCUGGGUCAAGGCUAGCGAGCUAGGACAGGA
Messenger RNA from Chara braunii, 2083 nucleotides. NCBI's taxonomy places the organism in Eukaryota, Viridiplantae, Streptophyta, Charophyceae, Charales, Characeae. The record is from the annotation of a GenBank genome assembly.